This is a messenger RNA of Eruca vesicaria subsp. sativa (arugula), 393 nucleotides long. The record is from the annotation of a GenBank genome assembly. NCBI's taxonomy places the organism in Eukaryota, Viridiplantae, Streptophyta, Magnoliopsida, Brassicales, Brassicaceae.
AUGAAGAACGUCACACUUGUUAUUGCUAUGAUAGCGAUCCUGUUCUCAAGCUGUGUAACAUCCAAACUCACAGAAACAGAACUAGAGUCAUCUACUAACCAAGAGCUCUUCCUAUCGCGUGUACAUUGGCCGUUCGGCCCGUUCCGUGGCCCCGUAAAAAGAUUCCCGCCGAUCCGUGAAGGCUACUUUCGACCAAUUCCGUUUUAUCUGCCAGAGGAAGUAAUCAGAUGCUUGUCCGACAAGGAGGAGGUAGGUACAUGUUUUGAUGAUAUCUCUAUGACUUUCUUCACCAGAGAAAUCGUUAUUGGAUCGGAAUGUUGCGACGCAAUCAAGAAGAUGAACGCAGAUUGUGAGAAGACUUCUUUAUUUUUAGAAGACGUGUUUGGAUUUUAA